GAGAUGGUAUAGUUGUAAAUAUUUAGAUACUUGUUACUCAACCCACCAAUCCUCCAAAACAUUUUCUCGAUCUCAAACAUAAACCUACGAAGUAAUUAACGUUAGCUUCAAAAUGGGUAGCGUAAUGAAAGCCGUUGACAUCAAAGGCGGCAAGGGGCCUGCUAAUUCCCUAUUUAUCAACCAUCAGACGCCCAAGCCCGAGCCCAAGGAGGGGGAAGCUCUUGUGCGUAUCAAAGCUUUCGGGCUGAACCGCAUGGAUCUUAUCCAGCGCGAAGGACGGUACCCGGUGCCGCCCCAGGCCCCGUCCACGCUCGGCGUCGAGUUUAGCGGGACCAUCGAUUCGUUCGGGUCCGGUUCACACGGCGAUUUCCAGAUCGGAGACGCCAUCUUCGGCCUUGCUUACGGUGGCGCAUAUGCCGAGUACGUCGCAGUGAGUUCUAAGAUGCUGCUGCAUAAGCCCAGUAGCUUCACCUGGGAGAUGGCUGCCGGAAUCCCCGAGACGUGGAUUACCGCAACUCAGGCGCUUCAUCUUGUCGGCGAAUUCGCCCCGGGAAAGACUGUCUUGUGGCAUGCUGGUGCCAGCGGUGUAAGCAUCGCCGGUAUUCAGCUGAGUAAGGAUAGCGGCGCCAGCGGUGUUUAUGCUACCGCUGGUACAGAUGAGAAGUGCCGAUUCAUCGAACGCGAUCUCGGCGCUACUAAGGCCUUUAACUACAAGACGCAGGACUGGGCACAGGAAAUUCUCGAUGUGACCGGGGGUAAGGGUGUAGAUCUUAUCGUAGACUUUAUCGGCGCAAGCUAUUUUCAGAAAAACUUGACAGUUGCGGCGAGAGACGCUAGGUGGGUUACGUUGGGUAUGAUGGGCGGUACGAAGCUCGAUGGAGUAGAUUAUAGUAUGCUCCUCUACAAAAGGAUCCGGAUAGAGGGUAGCACUCUACGGAGUAGAGACGCCGACUAUCAAGGCCGGCUGAGGGAUAAACUGGCCGAGUAUAUCCCCCAUUUUGAAAGUGGCAAACUGAAAGUACUCAUCGACACGGUCCUGCCCAUGGACGAUAUCAUUAAAGCUCAUCAGUUGCUGGAGGAAAACAAGACGACGGGAAAAAUCAUUUGUACUGUUCCAUAGGGAAAACAAGCAUACCAAAUGAUCUUUAGAGGAUACUGGUGUCUUCGUCUUCCGUGACCGAAAUCUGCACAACUAUAGGACUCAAAACCU
Molecule: messenger RNA, 1210 nt
Organism: Annulohypoxylon maeteangense
Lineage: Eukaryota; Fungi; Ascomycota; Sordariomycetes; Xylariales; Hypoxylaceae
Product: quinone oxidoreductase putative
Exons: 3
Coding region: 113-1120 (335 amino acids)
Molecular function (GO): oxidoreductase activity
Source: RefSeq, a predicted model, not a curated record